Messenger RNA from Doryrhamphus excisus (bluestripe pipefish), 1756 nucleotides. NCBI's taxonomy places the organism in Eukaryota, Metazoa, Chordata, Actinopteri, Syngnathiformes, Syngnathidae. The record is from RefSeq and is a predicted model, not a curated record.
CCCAAGAAGGCGGCUCUGUUCACAACUGAGCAUGCGCAGACCACUGGCAGGCUACACGAGUUUAUUUUCAGCGUUUUCCUCCAAAGAGGCUCUCCGCCGCUAGCUAAAGCGGCCAUUGCCGGAGGAAUGACAAGGUUUUCCCUGGGUUCCUCAAGGAAUAUCGACUGUUCUGCUGACGCGGACACUAAAUCCCCGUGUCAAGUCACCGGCAGGACGAAAGGGGAAGAAGACAUGGCCGCCAGCGGUUACUCCGACCUGAGGGAGAAGCUGAGGUCGAUGCCUCCACACAGAGACGAGCACGAGACCAGCAACGGGAGGGGGCGGAAACGCCGGCACCGCGAGUCCGACGAUGACGACUGCGAGCACAGCGACGACAGCGCCGAGCACCGGGAGCUGGAGGCCCAUAGAGUGAAGAGCAGCAUCCUUCAGAAGAGCAUCUUCACGCCGGAGGAGUGCGUCCGAAUCGAGGAAAAGAUCGACCAAGUGGUGGCCAAAGGGGAAGCCGGACUGUACCGCGAGCACACAGUGGACCGGGCGCCCCUCCGCAACAAGUACUUCUUCGGGGAGGGCUACACGUACGGCGCCCAGCUGGAGAAGCGCGGUCCGGGGCAGGAGCGGCUGUACCGCAAGGGUGAGGUGGAUGACAUCCCGAGCUGGGUGCACGAGCUGGUCAUCCAGCGGCUGGUGUCCAGCGGGGUGAUACCGGAGGGCUUUGUCAACAGUGCCGUCAUCAACGACUACCAGCCCGGGGGUUGCAUCGUUUCGCACGUCGACCCCCUGCACAUCUUUGCACGGCCCAUCGUGUCCGUGUCCUUCUUCAGCGACAGCGCGCUCUGCUUCGGCUGCCGCUUCCAGUUCAAGCCCAUCCGGGUGUCCGAGCCGGUUUUUGUGCUGCCGGUCAGGAGAGGCAGCGUCACGGUCCUCAGUGGUUAUGCUGCGGAUGACAUCACCCACUGUAUCAGACCCCAGGACAUCAAGGAGAGGCGUGCUGUCAUCAUCCUUCGGAAGACCAGACCCGAUGCCCCCAGACUUGACUCCGACAGCCCUUUAAGCUCCGCUCCCACAGAGAGACCCGCUCCCCUCAAAGCCAAACGCUCUCAUCGGAAAGCGGACCCAGACGCCGCACACAGGCCAAGAGUCCUAGAGAUGGACAAGGAGGAGAACAGGCGUCCGUCGUCCUUCAGCCAGAGGCGUCACAGCAUCACUUCGGACGACCACAGGAAGCGAGAGCACGACUAUGACAAACACAGAGAGAGCUCCGCGCGCAAAGUAAAGAUGAGACGCCACUGAGGAUCGCACCCGACACGUUUCUUUUUAGGUGUUCUGAUCUUCUCUCUCCGCUUCAGUUGUAGCCCAGCAGAAAGCACAGUACUCAUUUCUUUGUUUCUGUCAUCACUUCUACUUCUCAUUCACCUUCAAUUGAAACAUUGUUUGAGAGAGGCACAGAGUUUGGCAUGUUUUUGUUGAUAAGGGAGGUGUAAAUACCUUCCAAGCGAAAGUACUUGUAAAUAAUAAAGGAAUCUGAGCUGUAAUCUACCUUGUACAAUAACGUUUGUGUAGCCUUUGAGUGAGGGAACUUUUAUGAUGAAAGACACCUUAGUUCUUUUCCACAUCCUCAAACAUUUAUGACCUCUACCUUUUUCUUUUUCUUUCUCAGCAAACACCAUUUUAGAUUAUGGAAAAUGUGGGCCUUGUUUCUCGAAGCGUGUGAGAGGCCAUGUUGCUUUUCUGUAUUAAAUCAGAAUGUUCCUCAUCA